Messenger RNA from Pelobates fuscus (common spadefoot toad), 1719 nucleotides. Its product is annotated as interferon regulatory factor 3-like. Gene Ontology annotation, biological process: immune system process; regulation of transcription by RNA polymerase II. The coding region runs from base 128 to 1558 and encodes 476 amino acids. Gene Ontology annotation, molecular function: RNA polymerase II cis-regulatory region sequence-specific DNA binding; protein binding; DNA-binding transcription factor activity, RNA polymerase II-specific. The transcript has 10 exons. Gene Ontology annotation, cellular component: nucleus. The record is from RefSeq and is a predicted model, not a curated record. NCBI's taxonomy places the organism in Eukaryota, Metazoa, Chordata, Amphibia, Anura, Pelobatidae.
GAUACCUUAGACAUGAUUAUUUUAACCCACAGGAGCCAUGGGCAAAGUGAUGAUUGAAUGAAACUCAGUAUAUAGCACAGGACAGGACACUUCUGUAACAAGAACCGAGGCACAGGAAGAGAAAUCAAUGAGUGACAACAUUCAAAUGGGCUCUCAGAAACCACGUAUUAUCCCCUGGCUCAUUGAACAGAUUGACAGCCAGACAUACCCAGGCCUUGUGUGGCUGAACGCUGAGCGGACACAAUUCCGUAUUCCGUGGAAGCAUGGCCUUAGACAAGACCGUUGCGAGGAGGAUGUUAAAAUCUUCGAGGCUUGGGCUAUUGCGAGCCGCAGUUAUGAUCCCACUAAGGAUACGCCUAAUCCAGCUGUGUGGAAGAGAAAUGUUAGAUCAGCGCUUAACCGCAAAGCAGACAUUCGUGUGAUCGCCGAUAAUAGUACAAGUUCAACCGAACCCCACAAAAUCUAUGAGAUAUUAAGUGGGCACAAAGCUGAGGGUGCUGAAGAACACCAUUUAAAUGACAGUGUAAGUCCAUGUUCCGAUCAAACUGGCUUUUCUAGCCCUCAGAGCGCAGUUGGCUCCGUGAACAGGACUCUAUCUGAGCAUGUAAUGCAAAUGCAAAUAUCCUGCAGUGAAGGAGAUUUAUACCGCAGUGCUGAAGAACUAGAGAACGCUAUUUUAAACAAAGGUCUGGAUUAUACCCCACCAGCCCAGGAGAACUGGUACUCUGGAAUUUCAUCUCCAGAAUUAUACACAGGUGUAACUAGUCCUGUCUACCACAAUCUGUCUCCUUAUACGAUCACAGAACCACAGACUGAUACGCGUGUUCAAGAAAUACAAGAACCGCAACAGCAAACUCCACAACAAAGCAAUUUGUCUCUCUUGUUUCCCAACAAAACAUUUGAAACGCAAUUUGAUGUGAAAAUCUACUACCGGGGAAUUCUAAUUAAGAACACCAUUGUGAAAAACCCUCAUGGAUUCUGUAUCACAUCAAGGCAAACACCAAAUCUAGCAAACUACCUGGAAGAUGUUACUUUGCCAAUACCAUCUCAAGUUAGUGAUCAGGCUGUUGCAAGUAAAAUAAAUGAACUACUAGCAAACCUGGAACACGGAACACGGAUAGAGGUGCGAGAUGGCUCAAUAUGUGGCAGAAGACAUGGAAAGUGCAGGAGCUAUUGGAGUAUGAGUAAAACUCCAACCACAUGGGAACCCAAUCAAAUCGACAAAAAUGACUACAGUGUCCUAUACACCAUGCAGCAGUUUGUUACAGAACUGAGUGACUUUAUUCAGGGCAGGAAGAAAACAUCCCCAGAGUAUUCUAUUUGGGUUUGCCUGGGAGAGCUCUGGCCAGACAAUCGACCUUGGGAGAAAAAGUUAAUUAUGGUUAAAAUCACCCCAGUGGUAAUGCAGAUGCUUCAUGAGUUGAGUUACCAUAAUGGGGCUACCUCCCUAGACAGUGAGGAGGUGAACCUUCAAAUAUCUGACUCACUCUCGUUCUCGAGUACAGCUGAGAUCAUCCCCUUUCUAGAAGGGAUACAAGACAUGAUGAUGGACUUUUAAAACACAAACUAACUCUGUCCCCAGCGGAUACGUCUGUACUUCUGUCGCAGUUUGAUCCAAUAAAAAUGUUGAAAAUCAUGUUGGUGAUGUUGAUAGAAAAAAUUCCAUGAAAGAAGAAUGAAGUGGUUUAAUAUUUAUAAAAAAAACUGAAUAAAGCUCAC